Messenger RNA from Paramecium tetraurelia, 396 nucleotides. RefSeq lists its product as uncharacterized. The record is from RefSeq and is a predicted model, not a curated record. Lineage: Eukaryota; Ciliophora; Oligohymenophorea; Peniculida; Parameciidae. The transcript has 2 exons.
AUGAGAUCGAAUUCAACAGCUUAUACACCUAAAAAUCCUGAAAUCUUCCACAAAGGACACAUCCAUUUCUUUGAUUUAUUGUCAUCAUUCCAUGGUCUGGAAGAUCAACCAGACUACCCUGUUUAAUAAUAAACAAUAUAGGAUAAGCUUAGACAUUAAUACCUUCAUGAUAACAAUUGGGAAGAGAAAUUAUGUUAUAGAACAUGUUUCAAAAUUUAAGAGAAGGAUUAUGUACAAUUCUGUUUGGAUAAGAAAUGUUCAGGUGCACCUUAUUUGAAGGCAGCUCAAGUUUUGGGCUAUGUUAAAACUGGAAAUCCUGCACCUAAAGCUCACGGACAUCAUCAUCAUUGAUUAGGCAUUAAUACAUAAAACAAUAAAUUUAUCAAAAUUAUGGUA